AUGGCAGAUAGAGACCUUGAACAAAAUAUGAGCCAUUUGGCUCUAAGUCUGUCGGAUUCAGAUAGUGAUAGUGAUAUCGAGGGAGAAAACUUGUCGAACACAAGGACCAUUACCGAUAGAGGUGAGAUAGUGGAAAAAUAUACCCUGGUGAUCAAUACCGAGCCCUUGAAGAAGGGACCUAAGACGACAAAGGAUAAGGCUAAUAGAGCUACGGUUGAACAAGUUUUGGAUCCUAGAACGCUUAGAUUCCUUGGCAAGAUCAUAAAUAAGGGAAUUAUAUCACGAAUCAACGGCUGCAUCUCCACUGGUAAAGAAGCCAAUGUCUACCAUGGUGACCAUGAAGACCCUUCAGUGACCGAUAGGGAGUACGCUGUGAAAAUUUACAAGACCUCGAUCUUGGUAUUUAAAGAUAGAGAGCGCUACGUGGACGGAGAGUUCAGAUUUCGCAAUACCAAGAACCAGAGCAAUCCAAGAAAGAUGGUGAAGGUUUGGGCUGAAAAGGAAUUCAGAAAUUUGAAAAGACUACACUCAAAUGGAAUUCCAUGUCCAGAACCCAUCGAGCUUCGCUCUCACGUUUUAGUGAUGGAAUAUUUGACUAAAGGCAAUGCCCAGCCGUCUCCUAAACUUAAAGAUCAUCCUUUCAAAGAUGUCGAUGAGAUCGUGUUUUAUUACCAACAGAUGCUCAUCUACAUGAGGAGAAUGUAUCAAAGGUGUCGACUUGUGCAUGCAGAUUUGAGUGAGUACAACUCCAUCGUCCACAAUGAUAAACUUUAUAUUAUUGAUGUGUCCCAGUCCGUCGAGCCAGAACACCCUAUGGCCCUUGACUUCUUAAGGAUGGACAUCAGAAAUGUAAAUGACUUUUUCUCUAGGAAAAAGAUAAACGUUUAUCCUGAAAGACUUCUAUUCAAAUUCAUCACCGAGCCCGAUUUAAAUAUGGAGAGCGAGGACGAUUUGCAAUUACGCGACUACUUGAAUGGCUUCCCUCUAAAGAACGAACUCGAAGAUGCCAAUGUAGACGAUGAGAUCUUCAGGUCAUUACACUUGGUGAGGUCCUUGAAUAAUCUCGAUGAGCGGGAUUUCGAGAAAUUUCAGGAAGGUAAAGUGGACACGCUCAUUGAUCUAGUACCUAAAAAUGAGGAAGAAUCAGAAGAAGAGUCGGAAUACUCAUCAGAGGAAGAAGAUUCCGACGAAUCAUCCUCCGACGAAGAAGACGAAGGCGAAGACAAGAAGAAGAUGAGAAAAACAAGGGAGAUGAAGGGGAAAAAGUUUGAAGACAAAGAGGAAAAAAAAGCUAGAAAACAAGCGGCAAAGGAAGCCAAGGCAGAGAAACGCAAGAGUAAAAUGAAAAAACACGUAAAGAAGAAGUUGGUAAACAAACGAAAGAAUAACUAG
Candidozyma auris is the source of this 1392-nucleotide messenger RNA. Its product is annotated as protein kinase RIO1. The record is from RefSeq and is a predicted model, not a curated record. Gene Ontology annotation, biological process: maturation of SSU-rRNA. NCBI's taxonomy places the organism in Eukaryota, Fungi, Ascomycota, Pichiomycetes, Serinales, Metschnikowiaceae. Gene Ontology annotation, molecular function: ATP binding; protein serine/threonine kinase activity. The transcript has a single exon. Gene Ontology annotation, cellular component: cytosol; preribosome, small subunit precursor. The coding region runs from base 1 to 1392 and encodes 463 amino acids.